AUGGGCCAUUCAAAGCCCGCGAAUUCUCGCAAGGGACUCGGAAAUCGUAGACCUGGUAAAAACCAUGCGCCGAAGCCCGCACGAGCAACACAAGUCGCACCCCUGACGACGGUUGCGAGACCACCUAGUCCCUCAACACCAGAUGUUUCCCAGGACACACCUCGAUUCUCUGAGCUACAGGGCAAGAAUCUCCUACAUCCGACCAUCCUUGAAACUUUGACAGAUGACCUCCAUUUCGACCAUAUGAUGCCGGUCCAAGCGGCCACGCUGGAAAUACUCCUGCAGGGAAAGGACUGUUUGGCGCAGGCAAAGACUGGAACUGGCAAGACGCUUGCUUUUCUACUUCCGGCGAUCCAAACGAUCAUGAAGAACAGGACCUCAUCGCGAUUGUCUGCGCUCGUUCUGUGUCCUACAAGAGAACUUGCUCUGCAGACCGCUGUCGAAGCACAGAAGGUUCUGGGAAGGCUCCCACAAAUCAAAGUUGCGACUGCGAUUGGAGGAACGAACAAGAACAAGGAGUCAACAAUCCUCCACGGGGGAUGUGACAUCCUUGUCGCAACUCCCGGCAGGCUAUUGGAUCACCUCAGCGAAGAAUCGAUUGUGGACUUGUUCGAUGGCCUCCAGACCCUAGUACUUGACGAAGCAGACAGAAUGGUCGACAUGGGUUUCCUGCCAGACAUGAAGAAGAUAUUAAGCUAUCUUCCCAAACUCCCUCGACAUACCAUGCUUUUCUCUGCCACCAUCGACGAUCAACUCAGAAAUGUGGGCCGCGUCUUUUUGAACAGCGAAUAUCAAUUCGUCUCAACCAUUCCGAAAGGCGAAGCAAAUACUCACGAGCGCGUUGAUCAAUACCUAGUCUCAGUCCCUGGUUUCGUCGACCACGCUCCAGCUCUGACUUCCGCCGUGAAAUCCGAACUGUCUCAAUCAAAACCCUUCAAGGCCAUCGUCUUCGCAACCACUGCAGCUCAGGCCGACUUCUAUGGACAGCUGUUGGGAUCCAUUGACGGCCUCCCUCAGCAAUUCGUUCUGCAUUCUAGGCUGUCGCAGUCUCGGCGGACUAACAUCACGAGCGAAUUUCGACAAGCGACAAAUGCAAUCUGUGUGGCGACCGAUGUCAUUGCUCGUGGCAUGGAUUUCCCGGCUGUUACACACGUGUUCCAAGUAGGCGUCCCAAUGGACAGGGAAACUUACAUCCAUCGCUUGGGCCGUACGGCACGCGCAGGUGCCGAAGGUCGUGGUAUCCUUAUCUUAAGCAUGGUGGAGAAGGUGUUCCUAAGACAAUUGAAAAAUAUCUCAGUGAAAGACUAUCCAAUUGAAGUGGAUCUUCAGGACGCCCAGUCCGCAUUAGCCAAAGUGGAUCCCGAAAUCAAACGCAAGGUAUAUCAAGCAUGGUUGGGGUAUCACAAGAGUUUCAUAAGGUCUUUCGGAUGGUCUGCGGAGGAGCUUGUCGGUGAGGCCAACAAGCUCGCGCUGGAAGGGCUUGGCUGCGCUGAGGUACCAGGCAUGUACAAGAAAACCAUCAAUAUGAUGGGCUUGAAAGGAGUUCGGGGUCUGGUGGUCCUUCCGAAUGCCCCUGGCUCAAAUAACCCGGGACAACGAGGCGGUGGUGAAGGGCGCUUGAAGGGGAGAGCACCUGGCAGGGAUUCAUCCAACGUGAGGCGCAGCCAUCGGACCGUGGAAUAG
Molecule: messenger RNA, 1683 nt
Organism: Exophiala aquamarina CBS 119918
Lineage: Eukaryota; Fungi; Ascomycota; Eurotiomycetes; Chaetothyriales; Herpotrichiellaceae
Exons: 1
Coding region: 1-1683 (560 amino acids)
Cellular component (GO): mitochondrion
Molecular function (GO): ATP binding; nucleic acid binding
Source: RefSeq, a predicted model, not a curated record